GUGAGGUCUCGCGUAUUGGAUCCUCCUCACGUGCCUGCGGAGCUUUGUUCUACAGCUUCCCAACAUUCACACCUCCAAAUUAAUCUUCCAGCUAGGGUUUUAACCAUCGCUAAAUUCCACGUUAAGCUCAAUUCAUUUUUCUCCUGUUUCCAAGAUCGCGUUUUCCCUCUCUCUCGAGCCCUAAUUCUGGAAAGCUGCAGCAUAUAUGGCGGAUGAUUAUUGGAAUCGGCAGCAGCCUCUGCUUCCCUCGCCAGGCAUGCUCAAACGACCUCGUACUGAAUAUGAACCUCCAUCCUCUGGAUUGCCUGCCGUCCAUGAGAUGCACAAUUAUAUAGCAAAUGAUGAUCAUGGUGGUCCUCGGGCUGUAAAAGAUACACAAACAAUUGGAUCAGCAUACGAUCGUUAUCUCCAAAGUGUGCAACUUUCUUCUUUUACUUCCGGAGAAGUACCUACCCAUGGAGAAAUGGGCAUGGGAAGGCCUCUUGCAAACAGAAUGCCAAUUGCGAAUAGAAUGCCUGGCCCUUUAUUACCCGAUCCUGUUGUAAUGAGUCGUCCUCUCGCUGUUUCUCCUGAUCUUGCGCUUAAUGGUCGAAAUAUUGAGUAUAGUAAUCAUCUUCCUGUAGAUUCAACGAACAGACCCAUACGUGAAACCGUGCCUCUUCCUCCUGAUGCCACCAACACUUUAUAUGUUGAAGGACUUCCUUCAGAUAGUUCCAGGAGGGAAGUAGCUCAUAUUUUCCGCCCCUUUGUGGGAUAUAAAGAACUGAGACUUGUGACCAAAGAAUCUAAACAUCGUGGCGGGGACCCCCUAAUAUUAUGUUUUGUGGAUUUUGCAAACCCAGCCUGUGCAGCAACUGCCAUGAGUGCAUUGCAAGGUUAUAAGAUGGACGAACAAGAUCCCGAGUCUAAUUACUUGCGACUACAGUUCUCACGACAUCCAGGUCCGAGGUCUGGCUCUGGAUCUGGCGGCAAAAGGUGAAUAAUCUUUAGAGACAGGAUGAACAAUUUAAAUGAGAGACGUAUGUUCUUGUAGUGCACAUUUUACUAGCUGCAAUAUGCAUCCCAUUAUAUGUUAGACAUGCUGUUGUUAAGAUAGGCAAAUUGUAGCCGACUCCACUGAAUAUGAAAGUUGCAUGUAAAUUUAAGGGAAUUAGGUUCAGAGAGUUUCAAUAGUCACUGUGUUCUUGAAUAUUGAUGUACAAUCAUGUCAAUGCUUCAAAAUUCAAAAGAUAUAUCUGGUACGUUCUUUAUGAA
Cucurbita pepo subsp. pepo (vegetable marrow) is the source of this 1254-nucleotide messenger RNA. RefSeq names its product RNA-binding protein 2. Lineage: Eukaryota; Viridiplantae; Streptophyta; Magnoliopsida; Cucurbitales; Cucurbitaceae. Gene Ontology annotation, molecular function: RNA binding. The record is from RefSeq and is a predicted model, not a curated record.